CCCAACUCAACUAUGCAACACAAGUCUUACUUCAAUCCUUUUUAUCUCAAAGAAUAGUUGGAAAGCAAAUGAAAGGCUUUGGGAAUUUGGGGCAAUGGCCUCUACUUGGAUUUGCUUUGGCAAUUUGCUUUGUUGCCAGCACUGUUGUUGCUGAUUACUCCUAUGGCUAUACUUCCAAUUCACCUUCUUACAACUCUAAGAAAUACUACAAAUUAUCAUCUCCAUCCAAAUAUCAUGUACCAACUCCUUAUUACAAGUCACCUGUUGUAGCGAAGUAUUACAAGUCACCCGCUCCUUCAAAACAUUACUACAAGUCACCUGUGGCAGCGAAGUACUACAAGGCGCCUGUCCCUUCAAAGAAAUACUACAAGGCGCCAUCCCCUUCAAAGAAGUACUACAAGGCGCCCGCCCCUUCAAAGAAGUACUACAAGGCGCCCGCCCCUUCAAAGAAGUACUACAAGGCCCCCGCCCCUGCAAAGAAGUACUACAAGGCCCCCGUCCUUUCAAAGAAGUACUACAAGUCGCCCGCUCCUUCAAAGAAGUACUACAAGUCGCCGGUUCCUUCAAAGAACUAUUACAAGUCAUCUCCUAAAAAGUACUACAAAUCGCCAUCGCCUGCAAAAUACUACAAGUCACCAUCCCCGUCAAAAUAUUUCAAAUCGCCUGCUCCUUCUAAAUACUAUAAAUCACCUCCUCCACCAAAAUAUUACAAGUCACUGGUUUACAACAAGUCUCCACCGCCACCAAAAUAUUACAAGUCACCAGUUUACUACAAUUCUCCACCACCACCAAAAUAUUACAAGUCACCAGUUUACUACAAAUCUCCACCACCACCAGUUUAUUAUGAGAAAUCACCUUCUUACUACAAGUCCCCUCCACCUCCUCCAAAAUACUAUGAACAAUCAUCUUCAUACUACAAGUCACCACCACCACCGCCAAAAUACUACGACCAGUCACCAUCUUCUUACAGCUCUCCACCUCCACCGUACUACAAAGAAUCUACGCCUUCCUACAAAUCUCCACCACCUCCACCAUACUAUAAAGAAUCUACUCCUUCCUACAAAUCUCCACCACCACCACCAUACUACAAAGAAUCUACGCCUUCCUAUAAAUCCCCUCCGCCUCCACCUUACUACAAAGAAUCUACACCUUCCUACAAAUCCCCUCCGCCUCCACCAUACUACAAAGAAUCUACGCCUUCCUAUAAAUCCCCUCCACCUCCACCAAAAUAUGACGAACAAUCACCUACAACCUACAACUCACCACCUCCACCGAAGUCUUAUGAACAAUCACCAUCAUACUACUCACCACCACCACCAGUGAACGACUACAAGAAAACUCCCACCUAUGCCUCACCUCCACCACCCCCUCCAACAUCUUCCCCACCAAUCUACUAGGAAUAUUGAUCAAACCACUCAUUUCAAUUAUUUCUCAAGAUUUCCUUGACUUUUUAGCUCAUUUUCAUCCUUCUAUCUGGAGCAUUUCCAUUUCCUCUUCCAAAUGUUUAUGUGUGCAUGCUUUCCCAGAGGGUCGAUUCUUCUUGUUUUGUGCUCUUUUGUACUGAUAAUUUAUAAUGUGUAUUUUUGAUAUUUAUGUAAGAUGCUGAGAUCUUCAACA
This is a messenger RNA of Lycium ferocissimum, 1617 nucleotides long. Its product is annotated as extensin-1-like. The transcript has a single exon. The record is from RefSeq and is a predicted model, not a curated record. NCBI's taxonomy places the organism in Eukaryota, Viridiplantae, Streptophyta, Magnoliopsida, Solanales, Solanaceae. Bases 69 to 1397 code for a protein of 442 amino acids.